AUGUCAUAUGCGGAAACUAUAGACCAGGCCAUAACCAAUUGCAAACAGCAGACAAUAUUGAUGCAACGAUGUCUGGCUCAAGACAAGCUUAUGGACGCGUUGAAGCAUGCAUCGGUCAUGCUGACAGAACUACGAAGCCCACUGCUGUCCCCGAAACAGUACUACGAGCUGUACAUCUCGAUAUAUGACUCUCUGAGCGUUCUGUCAACGUACUUCGUUGAAAGUCAUACGAAAAGACAUCAUUUGGCAGAUCUGUACGAAUUGGUGCAGUACGCGGGCAAUAUUCUGCCCCGGCUGUACCUCAUGAUAACGGUGGGAAGCGCUUAUUUGCAGUCAAAUGACGCCCCGCGCGAAGAAAUCUUCAAAGAUAUGAUUGAAAUGUGCAAAGGCGUUCAAAAUCCGAUCCGGGGCCUUUUUCUACGGUACUACUUGUCACAGCGAACAAAGCAGUUUUUCCAAGCAGAGGACAGCGAAGCCAAAAAGGCCAACGUCAAUUUCAUCAUAACAAAUUUCAUCGAAAUGAACAAAUUGUGGGUACGUCUGCAACAUCAGGGACCCCUGCGUGAACGAGAACAACGUACUCGCGAAAGAAAAGAGCUCAAGGUUUUGAUAGGCGCCAACUUGGUCAGGCUUUCUCAGAUCAUCGAAAUGGAUUUCGCUCUUUAUAAGGACGAGAUUUUACCGUUGAUUCUCGAGCAGGUCGUACAAUGCCGAGACGUGGUGUCUCAAGAGUAUUUGCUGGAUGUGAUUUGCCAAGUUUUCCCUGAUGAGUUCCAUUUGGGCACGUUAUCAGAACUUCUCACCACGACGCUAAAGCUCAAUCCUGCGGUGCCCAUAAACAAGGUCGUAUUGACCUUAGUAGAAAGACUCAAUGGCUUCAUGGAGCGUAGUACUGAUGUGGAAGAUUUGACACGCGGGCUGGCUUUCAUGAGUGUCGAAGAGGGCGAUAAAAAUCUUUUUUUCAUAUUCUGGAAGUUUCUCACUCAAUUGAGCGAGGAGCGGCCAGACUUGUCUUUGCAGGAGCUCGCACCUAUUAUCCAGGGAGUUUUGAAGCUUACACUAAGCUGGUACCCGGAUAAUAUCAGCAAUGUCGAUGUACUGUUCAAAUUCAUGCACGAAAAAUGCAAAGAAUACGGGAAGGCUGUUCCUGAAGAGUACGACUUCCUGUUCCACGACUUGUUGCUGGCUCCGGAAGUCAAAUCUGAUACCGCCUUUUUCAUAAAAUUAUUAACGGAAUGCGACGCCUACGAAGGGCUUCUUUCUGCUCAAAACCUGAGACUUCAAAAAGAAUGCGCUAACGAAAUUCUGGAUACAUUGACGCAUGCUGGGUGGCGGAUAGCGUCGAAACUCGAACUCGAGAAAAUUCUUCAGCUCUGUGGCUCAUUGUUAAAUUCAAAUCAAGACAAAUCAAGCUCAUCGCUGAUGAUGGAUGAUGAGAGCGAAAUGGAUUCUGAAAUUUGGGAUUUCGCCCCAGAUCAGGAAAAACUGGCCCAGCUUACUCAUCUAUGUUACAACAAGUCAAUUGAUUCUCAUUCUGAGUUGUUGUUAACGUGCAGGAAUUGGUUUCAACAGAGUGGGAAAAACAUCAAAUAUCACUCGCCUGCCCUAAUAUGCAAUUACUGGAAAUUGAUCAGGCGGUGUCAGUUGAGAUUAAACAAGAGACCUGAGACACGCGAGAAGCUCACUGCUACGAUGAAGCAGUUAUUCAAACAUGUGUCCCGAAUCAUUAACGACCUAUAUAACGCCGGAGGUGCGGGAUGUUUGGACUUGUUAUACAAGCUAAACGUGCAGACAGCAUCGCUGGCAGAUCAGGUUCAGUUGAGUGACAUCGCUUAUGACUUCUUUUCGCAGGCUUUCACUAUAUUUGAAGAGUCUUUGAGCGAUUCGCGUACCCAAUUCCAGGCUAUAGUGAACAUGGCGCAAACGUUGCAGAAAACAAGAAAUCUGCACACUGAGUCCUACUACGAGACUUUGAUAACACGAUGCACGCUGCAUGGAUCAAAACUACUCAAGAAGCAAGACCAAUGUCGUGCCGUAUACACUUGCUCGCAUUUGUGGUGGGCCACGGAGAUCUCGCAAUUGGGCGAAGAGGAGGGUGUUACAGAUAAUUUCUUCCGUGAGGGCAAGCGAGUUUUGGAAUGUCUACAGCGCUCUCUCAGAGUUGCUGACUCUGUGAUGGACAAUGUUCAGAGUUGUGAGCUCAUGGUCGAGAUUCUCGAUAGAUGCUGUUACUACUACAUCCACGGCGACGAGACCUCCACCCACGUCGGAGUGAAAUACAUCAACGGGUUGAUUGAGCUGAUAAGAACAAAUCUCGACUCUUUGAAACUCGAAAUUAACCCCAUACUGGGGGAUGCUGCAAAUAACAGGAGCGAUGCUACUUACAUUGGUAUCGAUGGUUCUUAUAUUUAUCGGAAUCCCGCGAGCAGUGUGGCGGCCGUUUACAAUAAGGCCAUUCCUUCUAAAGCUGCACAUCUCGAAUCCAUACCCGUGGAUCAUUUCGCUCGAACGUUACAGUACAUCAGAGAUCAGAAAGACGUUGACGAUAGGUUCAAGGCCAUCAAUGUAUAG
Lachancea sp. 'fantastica' is the source of this 2571-nucleotide messenger RNA. The record is from the annotation of a GenBank genome assembly. NCBI's taxonomy places the organism in Eukaryota, Fungi, Ascomycota, Saccharomycetes, Saccharomycetales, Saccharomycetaceae.